UUUUAAUCUCAGCCACCCUUUCGUCGCGGUUCCUCUCUCGUGUUCCAUAUUUCACGUUUUAUUGGACAAAUCUGGUUUCGAUUUCUCUCUCUAGGUUAGAGAGAGAAAGCGACAUCGGGAUUAAGGUGAGAGGAGAGGAAAGAGAGGGGAAUAAUUGUGGGGUGUAGGAGAAGAUCCCUCGGUUUACUACAAAAUCCGUUUGUUCCCUUCACUUUUGAGCUUGGGGGUGAGCUGCCCACAUGGGCCUCAAGCCAUUAAAAUGAUAAAAUCUCUCAAGCCCACUGCCUGACACAGCUACUGCACUCUGCCCUAACGGUUUUCCAUGGCUGUUUCACUUUGUUUCUCUCUCUAAAAACUCUUCUUCUCUCUAGAAACACAAACACGCACACACUCUCGCUCGCCCCCACAUGGGCCGGGGUCUUGUCCCUUUCUUUUGGAAUUUUUCGCUCAUGUACAGAGGUGACUGCUACGUUCGUAUAUUGAGGGGGUAGGGCACUUUUAGGAUUCUUCUCAUGCCUCACCGUGACUCUCUUCCUUUGGAUUCUCUCUCCUCCUCCCUUUCCUCUCUCCUCCAUAAAACUCAACAUCUCAUCGUGUCACGCUCCAUUGGGAUUCUCUCUCCUCGUCCCUUUCUCUCUCCUCCAUAAAACUCAACACCCCCGAAAUGCUUUCCAUUCUCUUUCUCUCUCUCUAGGCUUUCCACCCAUUCUAAUGGGUCAGAGUCUUGUUUUUGUUCCUCUGCUAUUUAAUAGAAGCACUGGUUGAUGGGUAUUUUUGGGUUUUUUUUUGUUUGUUUAAGAAAUUGGGUUUGUGAAAUCGAACAGUGUGGGUCGCGCGUGGGGGACUGGGGACCCAUGUAUCAUGGGAUGUAAUUUUGUUUGCCCUUCCAUUUCAUUCCACCGAUCACUUUCUCUCUCUACACAUUCCUUCCCCAUCUGGAAGGCUUUCUCUCUCUAGACCUGAAUUCCUUUUAGAAUAAGCCUGCUCCUGUGCUCCGUCUCCAUUCAUUUCUCCAAUCUGGAGAGGGAGAGAGAAUAGGCGACUUCCGGCAUGGUUCUUCCAUCUCCACAAGUUUGCAUGGACUCGACGCAGUGGCCACAGAGACUGAUCCAGGUACAUGACAGAGGAAUCACACCGAAACCUCUUGUUGAUGAUAUGGUGUCAUCUUCUUCUUCGAGUCUCAUGGAUCAUCGCCAUAGCCAACUGCAACAACAAACAGGAGGGGCCGGUGGCCUGAAACCCCCUCCUGAUCAAGCCCUGAAAUGCCCUCGAUGCGACUCUUCCAACACCAAAUUUUGCUACUACAACAAUUACAGCCUCUCCCAGCCCCGCCACUUCUGCAAGACCUGCAAGCGUUACUGGACGCGCGGCGGCACCCUCAGGAAUGUGCCCGUUGGCGGGAGCUCUCGCAAAAACAAGCGAAUCAAAAGAGGAGGGCCAUCAUCUAGCACGACGUCCUCGGAGAAUCAGAGCAGUGGCAACAACAAUAUUGGGAGUCAAUCUGUCGAUCCGCCCACUUCUUCGUCGCCUGCGACCGAUCUGGCUUGCACCCUUCAGGGCUCUGUGGGCUCGAACCACCCAAUCUUUUACGUAUUGCCGAGCUCGGCUGCUGAUGUGAAUUUGGGCUUCCCGACCUCGUCGUCCUUGACAAGUGGGUCUGAGUUUCUUCAUCUCCCUCAAUUUUCUUCUCUCUCGAGCUAUCUUCAAGACCACCAGGUUGCUUCUUUUAAUCCUGCACACCAGGUUCAGGAAGCUCCUCUUUCUCUCCUCCCUGAUCUCUCCAGGUUUAGUAGCCCUUUGAUUGAGGGGCCAAUGGAUGCACCGUGGAAGCAGCAGCAGCAGAAGUUGUCUCUCUCUCUAAAGGAUGGUCACGGCCAUGAGAGUUUGCAGUUCCUCUUUCCCUUCGAGGAGGGAUCGAGGAGGGCCGAAUCCUUAAGAGCUGGGGUGAAGCUCGAAGAAGAUAACGCUUCCAGGCUCGGCCAAAUGGAUUGGCAAAUGCCAUCUGCAAAUGCCUUCGAAAAUGGAGGAAAUGACCCCUCUCCUCUCUACUGGAACCAGUCCACAACAACAUCUUGGCCUGAUAUCUCAAGCUACAGUUCAUCAGUGACCCCAUUGAUAUAAGGGGUCCAAAUCCAAUUUGGCUGCAACUAUUUCGGCCUGGUUUCAAAGUGUUUUUAGUAGUGAUCUUUCUGGUUCGUUUCUUCACAUCGCUGGGGCUUGGAUCGGAGGGCUCAUGUCAGGUGCAGUAAGGGGAAAAGCUUGUUUUUGGCAAGGGCUUCUUCGCCAUUUUGCUCUGAGAGGAACCUCGGAUCCAAGGGACUUUUCAUUCUCCUGACUUAGUUUCUGGCUUUUGGCUAACUACUCAUUCAUGGCAUGAAGAGCAAUUAACCAGUUAGGGUUUAUUUGCAAAGUGGGUUGGCUAUGUAUAUACUAUAUAGAUCAUCAUGACAUAAUCUUUUUCUUUGCCGGUUUAUUGAUUUCUCUGGUUCUGAGAUUAAUUGUUGGGGUUUGUUUUCUCUGUUAGGGCUAUCGAUUCUAAUUAUCUGAAGCAGUUGAGCGAUGAGGAAUUUGGGUUCUAAUAAUCUUAUUAUUGUGAUGGGAUUUUUCUCUCUGUCAGUAUUUGUGGAAUAAAAUGUUGAUUCCUAGUAGAGAGAGACAAUGGGUGUCAGUAAGUAGAACAUUUCAGUUGUUGGUUUGAGCAUUGGUUAUGGCAUGACUGCUGCAAUGUGGAAUUAUGUUGCAGACCUUAAAGCUUCUCUCGCUCUUAUGAUUU
Molecule: messenger RNA, 2773 nt
Organism: Amborella trichopoda
Lineage: Eukaryota; Viridiplantae; Streptophyta; Magnoliopsida; Amborellales; Amborellaceae
Biological process (GO): regulation of DNA-templated transcription
Molecular function (GO): DNA-binding transcription factor activity; DNA binding
Source: RefSeq, a predicted model, not a curated record